UGCACACACACUCUGGCAAACACACUUAACCCUCUGACAGUCAGAGCACACACAGCUCCAUCCACCGGUUAUAAGACGAGAGCCACUUCCAGUUAAAGGACAUACAGCUCUGAGGUCCAGGAUGGAUGCGCUGAAGAAGGGAUUCUCCAUGGCGAAGGAGGGAGUGGUGGCCGCCGCAGAGAAAACCAAGGCCGGGGUGGAGGAGGCAGCUGCCAAAACCAAAGAGGGGGUCAUGUACGUAGGCACUAAGACAAAGGAAGGUGUUGUGACAAGUGUAAACACAGUUGCCCAGAAAACGACUGAGCAGGCCAAUCUUGCGAGCGACGCCGCAGUGGCUGGAGCCAAUCAGGUGUCAGAAAAGGCAGUGGAGGGGCUGGAGAGUGUGGUUUCAUCCACUGGCAUUGUCAAACCGGGAGAGAUGCCGAAGCAGGAGGGAGCUGUAGAGCAGCCUGCAGACGCUGGACAGUAGAGAUGGGUGAUGUCACACUGAACCCCCCUGUGAUGCUCUGCUUCUUGCUUAAGAAGAGAGAGUAUUAGCUGCUGUGGACCAUGGCUGAAUAUUAUCAUACUAAACCUCAGAUGGACACUAAAUAGUAUCCAGUUAAACACAAAAAUCAAAGACACCCACCUCUCUCUCUUGCUUUGUCCUCACAAACAACAUCUUCUUACUUCAGUUUACCUCUUCACGUAAACCUAUCCUAUUCACAAGAAACAAGCUCAAGUAACAACAGUUAUUUAGCUAUGCAGUAUUCACAUAUACUAUGCAGUGCGUGUCAACAAAUUUGUGCUUAUAUUACAUGCAUGUGCUUGUGUUUUAGACAUUUUUAUAUAGGCAUUGUCUGUCUUUCUUACCUGCCCUAAAACCAGUUUUCCUCCACCCAACACAGUGAGGUCAACUAGAUGAUGUCUCAAACAAUCAGUGCGAGAAAGGGUUAAAAACAUUCCAGUCCAAACACACAGUCAGUGUAGUAUCCGAAACAGUUUUUGAAGGAGCAGAAAAAGACAGAAUCACAGAUUGAUUGAUGUGUGUAAAGCAUGCAGAUGCCUGGGUAAAUCAGAUUGAGUAUUAUCUUAAAGUGCGGUUAUAUAGUGAUGGGGCUUUAGUAAUGCUCUUAUAUGUAGUUUGCUAUAGGAGCCAUAAUAGACAACUCACAAAAUCUAAUGAUGUCAGAGCAGUUGCUUGGUUACAUGAUUUGUUUGCAUGCUGCCUCAUGACUACACUUUAACUGAUCCUAAUGUACUCGACUAAUUGUUCCCCUUCAAGUCUAAAAACAGCUAUUUGUUUUUAUAAAUAUACCAUCUAUAAUAAAAUCAGUUUUGUGAAAAAUAAA
This is a messenger RNA of Carassius carassius (crucian carp), 1331 nucleotides long. RefSeq names its product synuclein, gamma a (gene sncga). Lineage: Eukaryota; Metazoa; Chordata; Actinopteri; Cypriniformes; Cyprinidae. Bases 122 to 469 code for a protein of 115 amino acids. The record is from RefSeq and is a predicted model, not a curated record. Gene Ontology annotation, molecular function: cuprous ion binding. The transcript is spliced from 5 exons. Gene Ontology annotation, biological process: synapse organization; synaptic vesicle endocytosis; chemical synaptic transmission. Gene Ontology annotation, cellular component: cytoplasm; axon terminus; neuronal cell body.